ACGAGACAGCAAAAUGUUUGCUCUAGUGGCGAUGCUGCUCGCAUUUGGUACUGAUGCAUUGACAGUAGAGGUCCCAACUUACCAGCAUAAGGACCCUGGCACAGGGGACAUGCUCACAUGCACACGCUGCCCCCCUGGAACCCACAUGCUCUCGCACUGUUCUCCCACACAAGACACCGUCUGCACUCGCUGUCCAGAGGACCAUUUCACGCAGUUCUGGAACUACUUACCCAAAUGCCUGUACUGCAGCACCUUCUGCGUGGAGAAUCAAUAUGUUCAUGAAGAAUGCUCCCCUACAAACAACCGAGUGUGUGUAUGUCAAGACGGUCAUUACUGGUAUGCAGACUUCUGCAUCAAGCACACGGAGUGUCCGUCUGGAUACGGCGUCCAGAAGAAUGGUACCGUUCACAGUGAUACAAAGUGCGAAAGGUGUCCGCGAGGCACGUUUUCUGCGGUCACGUCAUCGAGCGCGGCGUGCGUAAAGCACACCAAUUGCGCAUCGAAGGAUCUCGUUUUGGCGCUGAAGGGAAACGGUUGGCAUGACAACAUAUGCUCGACAUGCGAGAAUCUUCAGAGUGACGGUGGUGUAACCAUUCUGAAAAGAAUCCUGCCUGACUUCUUUGCACAUGAAAAAAUUCGGCUAUACAAAUUGAAGAGAUUUGUGAGGCAUGAUUUGGGUCAGAGAAUAAAAGGAAAACGCUCUCUCACUUCCAGAGAGCAAAUCUUAUAUUACAUUUCAGAGUGGAUUAGAGACGCUAGUAUGGACCAGUUGAAUAAAUUACCAAUGGUGCUUGGAGAAAGAAACAUCCUCAAUACUGCAGAAAAACUCUCAAAAAUUCUAAAGGAGUUAGAUGCCUCAAAUUGUCUUAUGAAAAAUACAAAAUGUAACACACUGUAAAUGAGUUAUGUUAUAAUAAAAAAAAAGAUUUUUGGGAUUCUCUUGUGUUAAGGCCAUUAAACACCUGCUCAUUGCAUCAUUGUGGCUGUUAUUUAGACUA
This is a messenger RNA of Xyrauchen texanus (razorback sucker), 998 nucleotides long. Its product is annotated as tumor necrosis factor receptor superfamily member 11B-like. Lineage: Eukaryota; Metazoa; Chordata; Actinopteri; Cypriniformes; Catostomidae. The transcript is spliced from 4 exons. Gene Ontology annotation, molecular function: protein binding. The coding region runs from base 14 to 898 and encodes 294 amino acids. The record is from RefSeq and is a predicted model, not a curated record.